UUUUACGUUUCCAGUAAGCCAAAUUCAGGCAAAGUCAGUCUUAUCAAAACGUAGAUCAGUUCCAACACAGUAAGAAAUUGAAAGCUGCUCAAUCAGUAACUGGGAAACAGCAUCCGUAAAAUAAUCUGAAACAUCUAAGAGCCGCAGAAGAUGCACAAGCAACGUUUGCCUUUCAAUGGCGGGCCGGGUGCAUUCGGAGCCAGUGGCUUCAACUUCAACGCGCCACAGUUCGGGGACAGCGGUGGAUUUGGACCCGGAACCCUGCCCGAGGGCCUCAACGAAAUGCCAUUCCUGGGCAAGUCGCCCACCAACCCACUGAUGCGCUCCAUCAGUCGCCAGCGCUCGUUGGACGAGGGAGGUGGCCUGGAUUCCUUGCCGCCGCCGCCCCCGCUGCCUGUGAUGGCCCAACGCCUGCUGAGCGGCGGAUUGGGGCGUGGCCCGCGGGUGGGCGUGCCCCCGAUACCCGGCUUCUAUGGCGCCUACGAGGGCGACCUUUCUGCGGUGAAGGAAACCGCCGCCGCUGCAUCGAGUUACCCCAAGAAAACACAAAAUCCGGGUUCUCCACGCUCACCGCAACUAACGGCCAUCUCGGACACCGAUUCCGAGAGCGAUCUCUGCAGCCAGCUGAAGGGUUCGACCGCGCCGGAAUCCUGCUGCCGCCGUGUCCUCGGCUGCCUGAUGAACACUCUGCCGGAUCAGCGACGCCGGCAAGUGGAGAAAACGAUGGAACGUUGCAGCCAGACCGCCAUCGCCAAGCACUUCAUGGUGCUGCUGCAGCUGCUGACCCUCGUGGCGGGCCUGGCCUUCCGCCAGGUGAAGCGCAUCGGAUGGAUCUGCGGCGGCGUUCGAUUCCGAGUGGGACGCGCCAAGUUCCAGCUGCGCAGCACUCUGCGCCACAUGCUGUGGCGCUUGGCCAACGCCAAGGGCAACGACACCUUGCUCUUCCUCGUCGUCGUGCUGGUGACACCGUGGCUGUUUCUCCUCAGCCUAGUCGGAUUCGCCUUCUCGUUCGUCUUCUCCAUGAAGAACGCAGUGGCCGAGGGCUCGCGUCAGGUGCACCGGAGGGUUUUGUAGGUCAGUCAAUAAGAUGCCAUCAAAAGGGGAGGGAUAAAGGCGAAACCCCCAACAGAUCGUUCCCACAUCUCAAGCACACUUAACAUGAAAACAUUAGAGCAGCGCAUUCCACAAAGUAACACAGGACAAGUCGCAAGAAACCACCUGAACCUCAAGUAUAUUUCGUGUUGCAGCAACAAAAUAAAGCAAACUAAAAUGUA
Molecule: messenger RNA, 1274 nt
Organism: Drosophila ficusphila
Lineage: Eukaryota; Metazoa; Arthropoda; Insecta; Diptera; Drosophilidae
Exons: 1
Coding region: 151-1074 (307 amino acids)
Source: RefSeq, a predicted model, not a curated record